AUGUACGAUGUGAUCUCCGGCCGGCAGGGCUUCGAAGUGCUUUCGGACAAAGUCGUCUUCAAAGACGGAAGUGUAUGGAAGUUUGAUGGGAGUUCAGGGAGCCUCCAGAAGUACUGCGAUCGCGAGCACCAGACAUUGUCGUUCUCGUCCAAAGAGGAGCUGGUCAGCCACUUGGAGGCGACCCGCAUCGACUUCCUGCUUGAGCGCUUAGAGGAGGUCCAGAGCAAGAGCCAGGACAUCGAAAAGGAAACGACGGAUUGGAUGGCCAAGGCCGCGCAGCUUGUGCUCAUCGAUGACCCCUUCGCCUCAGUGGAUGGUCCGACAGGUCAGCACAUCUUCACUGAGUUACUUCUUGGGCCUGUCAUGCGCGGCCGGACUCGCCUCGUGGUGACGCAGCCGGCUCGGGCACGUCUGCAACACUUCGACCGCAUCAUCCUUUUCGAAGACGGCUGCGUGGUCGAGGCUGGUGCCCCCUCAGAGGUGAUGGAGACGGAGGCCUUCAAGCGCAUAGAGCAGCAGCCAAUCGAUGAUGAAUUGGAUGGGGAACAGGCGAGUGCGCCCGUAGCCGAUGCAGCCCAGAGCGUGCUGCUCGCCCAGCAGGCCAACGACGAGGGAGGUAUGCUACUUCGUGAAGAGGAGGUCCAUGAGAACAUCACCUGGGAUUCGAUCUCGUGGUGGCUGCAAGCCGCAGGUCCGCUUAACCUUUUUCUUCUUGUUGGAGCCGUGGCGUUGCGGGCCGUCAUGGCAGCUUGUCCCAGCCAAGGUACAUGA
This is a messenger RNA of Symbiodinium natans, 771 nucleotides long. NCBI's taxonomy places the organism in Eukaryota, Dinophyceae, Suessiales, Symbiodiniaceae. The record is from the annotation of a GenBank genome assembly.